GUAUGUUUCUGUCUGGCUCUGGUUGGGCCCUUUAAUUUUGUGCACGAGCAGUCCAAGUUAAUCCAAUGUGGGUACGAGUUUAAUGACGUGAUCCCCAUGCGCGCGCGUUGAUGGUGUCGGUUUGGAGAACGCGCAAAGGGCAGCAAUGGCCGCUGUGGAUCGGCGAAAUCCUAAUCUCGACGAUUUUGUUGGAUUUAAUUGGAGCUCUUGGAUAGAUAGAGCUAAUAUUAUCCCUUCAGAAGGGCCUAUUCCAGAAGAAUGCAACAAGUAUGAGAAGAAAAGAGCAGAGACCAUGACUCUCAUGAAGGAGGACAUGUCCAUAUAUGGCCAUUGCCCAGAACGUGAUGACUUCUACUUGGUGGUGUGCAGCCACUGUGGUCAGGUGAUCAAGCCACAAGCUUUUGAGAAGCACUGCGAGAGACGCCACGGGUCCAUGAGCAAGCUUUGCAGCCCUCCCUUUCCCUCAGCUCACCAGCAACGUCCUAGACCUGGCCGCCCCCCUUCACUCGCCCCGCCCCCCCGUGAGAGGCUGGCCAGCAGGCACCAGGGAGCUGAGCCCCCCUCAACACCCUCCGUCACCCAGCACAGACCCGUCAGAUCUCAGAAGGAGGAAGUGAGUUUACCUCCAGUGGAGGAACUGUCUCAGGACAGCCCUCCCUUGCCGUCUGACUCCCCCUCCCCUCGGCCCAGGGCUUCCCCCUUGGAGUCAGGACCCCAGACCCCAGACAAGACGCCCUAUUCCACACCACAGAAGCUCCCGCUGCAGAGAGCCGUGGCUGGGCAGCUGGAGGACACUCACCUUACCCUUGGGGGCCGCAGAACGGACAGCAGAACCUUUAAGAAGGUCUACAAGAAAGAAUGUGACCUGGAUAAGCACUGUGGAGUGCUGGACCCAGAGAGGAAGAAGCUAUGUACCAGGCAGCUCAUGUGCAAUAUCCACUCCAUCCACCAGCGACGGAAGGUUCUGGGCAGGAGUAAGACGUUCGACCAGCUGGUGGCAGAGCAGAGGACGGGCUCCAAGGGCCGAGACCUGGAGCAAACCGUGGCCUGCAGGGACUCUCCUAAAGAGCCCUUGCCACACACAGAGGACCCGGUGGGGCCUCAACACAGCAGGCGCGUCCUCAGCAACUGCACAAUUCUCAGAUCCAGGGACCCGUCAGAGAGUGGUGAAGAGGACGAGGAGAAUGGAGUAGGGGUGGAGGUACAGCCCCCCUACCCCUUCAACCAGAGCCUGCCGUCCAGUGAGGGGAGCGACUCAGAGGACCAGGAGGAUGCUGGGGAGGAUCUGCCCGCCACCCCCUGGCACCCCAGACCUAUGGGGCUAUGCACUUUUGGAAGCCACACAAUGGGCUGUAGUGUCUUCACUUUUGACCGGCGGUUGCACCACCUACGGUUUGCACUCAGUGCCAUGAUGGAACAUCACCUCAGUGCCCACUUGUGGAAGAAAAUACCUCAGAUGACUGGUUUACGGUCGCAUCAAGCUUCCAUCACCCCCCCCAUCUCCACAGGGUUGUCGGUCAGAGCUGGGAGCAGAGCUGCCCCUCUCUCUCGCCCCUCACUCAGGUCUCCACCCACCUCUCACCCACACAGAGCUUCAGGCAGGGAGAACUGCUCCUCCAGCCCCGGCUCCACCUCCCCAGGACAGUCCCAGACCAAGAGUGGUCAGCACAACCCCUCCUCCUCCACUCCUAGACACGCCCCCGGCCCGGGGCGACCCCGCAACCCGGUGGGGAGACCCAGCAAGGCCCGCCUCCGAGAGCGGGAACUCAUGCGCGCCGCCAACGCGGAGAAGACAAAGCCUCCAUGUGACGAGGACCAAACCCCCAAGCACAUCAGGGAACACCCACUCCAGGAGCGCGGUAGACAACCAGACCCCGCCAGACUCUACCCCUCUCCUUCCUUCCAGGGACCAGUCAAUGGCGCUCUCACAGUAGGAAAGAAGCCAUGCACUUCGCCACAACCCUCAGAGUGGUACUCGCCCUCACCGGGCUCGGGGAAGCGACCUCCGCCACCUCCCCUCCGUCCUCCGCUCCCCUCCCCCCGGGGUAGGGGGCGACCCCCAGGGCUGCACAGGAGGGUGGGGGGCUAUGACCACAAGGGCCUAGCCAAGAAACGUAAAAGCAGCAGCAGUGGCGGCGGAGGUGGUUCCCCUAGUCUCAGCACCCCAUCCUCCCUGGCCCCGAAGUCCCUCUGUCUGACCCCACACUCCCAACCCAGCAUGCUCUCCUGGCGGGGGGAGAGCAUGGGAGGGGUGCUCGCCAGGGGCAUGGAGAAGAGGAUUGAUCCCCAAAGACCAAAAGGAACCCUACCAACACUAAGGAACACUGCCUUAUGAAAACACUUGCAGAGCCAUCCCACAGCAGUGUACUGUUACUGCCAGCACAGAUAUUUGUGUGUUUGUGUUUGUUUCUGUGAUUACAAGUCAUUAGGAGCUAGUAUGUUUGUUACAGGCGUUGAGUUGCUUUGUAUGUCACUGAAUGGAUCAGUUGAUUUCCUGUUUUGAACAUAGAGAUACCUCAAAACGUAAUUGUAAUGCUGCUAAAAUGAAAUGUGGGAAAUUUGAUUAAAGACAAAUUGACUG
Messenger RNA from Osmerus eperlanus (European smelt), 2581 nucleotides. It is a transcript of the gene atxn7l2b, whose product is annotated as ataxin 7-like 2b. Bases 146 to 2335 code for a protein of 729 amino acids. The record is from RefSeq and is a predicted model, not a curated record. NCBI's taxonomy places the organism in Eukaryota, Metazoa, Chordata, Actinopteri, Osmeriformes, Osmeridae. The transcript is spliced from 10 exons.